Meriones unguiculatus (Mongolian gerbil) is the source of this 6164-nucleotide messenger RNA. It is a transcript of the gene Fam53b, whose product is annotated as family with sequence similarity 53 member B. Bases 1242 to 2513 code for a protein of 423 amino acids. Gene Ontology annotation, biological process: protein import into nucleus; positive regulation of canonical Wnt signaling pathway. Gene Ontology annotation, cellular component: nucleus. NCBI's taxonomy places the organism in Eukaryota, Metazoa, Chordata, Mammalia, Rodentia, Muridae. The record is from RefSeq and is a predicted model, not a curated record. The transcript has 5 exons.
UUCAAACGGCACAGACACAAUCCAUGUACAGUAAUGAGGUGUUUUGUUUUUUUGGCAAAGGAGAACACAAAACAGGCAUAAGGACUUAAAAAAAAAACAACCCAGAACUAAAAAUCCCUCUUUGGAUCAAGGUUAAUGACACACAUCAGCAGGAAGGAGUGAUGGGAACUCUAGGGCUUCAUUUCACAAGGAACGUAGUCCCCUCCCCCAGGUGAGCCGCACAAUGAAAAUACUCUGCUUCUUCUAUCAGGGUUACAUUCCUGCACUUAAGUCAACAUCCUAAGUUACAGAACUAAACAUGCCCUGCCUCUGCUUAGCAACCGCAAAUCCCUCCUUCCCCAGUUGCAUGUAUUUUGGAUGUGGCAUCUGAAGUACAAAUUCCUCUAUUUCGAUCGCACCAGAGUCAGGAACAGUGCUUUAUUAUCCGAAAGUGUGGCCGCUCCAGGCUUUCCUCCCCACCCCCUUGUGGUCAUGUUCGCCGCAGAUAGGAUCAUUUCUUUUAAACUGCAAAGCCUAACCCGGAAGCUGGCCGUCCGAAGCCCACGAGGCCUGGGUUUCGGUCCUGACUUGUGCGGGGCUACUUCUCGCGGGCCGGGCCUCUAGGGGUGAGGGGCGCGCGGUGCGGGUUCGCUGGACACCCGGCAGCCGGAGGCGCGCCGCUAGCCCCCCUCCCAACUCCCCGCCCACCGGCGGCUGCGCGCACUGCACCUCGUAGCAGCACGCCGGGCGCCCCGGCCGCGACGCCGCCCGCACAGCGCCACCGAGUUCACGCAGCCGCGGUCGGGCGGCCCGGCGGCGACGGCGGGCGCUGGCGGCCUGGCCGAGGCCGGUUAAAGGGACGAGUUGCAAACAGUUCAGGAAGUGACAAGUCGAUUUCCUCCUCCUCUGGAGCGGCUCGGUACAAAGCGCUCGGCGCCGGCAGGAGAGCGUGCGCACGGCGGACGCGGGCGAGCAGCCCGGACGACUUGGCGAGCGCUAGCAGUGACGGCCCGCGUCCGGCGCGCACAGUAAGCGACCCGGCCGGGUGACCGCGCCUGGGGGCUGGUCCGGAGCGGGCUCGGUUGUUGUCUCCUUUUGGCCGUUCCCAGAGGGCCUUGUCCUCAGACUAAGCAACUGAUGGGGAGCUGUUUCUGAUGACAUCACUUCUUGGGACGCCCAGGUAUCACUAUUAAUCAAAUCUGCCCACCUGAAGAUGGCCUGUGCCCACCCUGGGAUUCGGCCCAGUGCCUGAGGUCCUUACCAUGGUGAUGAUCCUAAGGAGAAGCCUCAUCAGCCAGGGAGCCGACUCCAUAGCACGCAGGACCUUCAUCCCUCAACCGCACACGCCAAAGAAGAUGAGUCAAGGACCUACCCUCCUCUCCUGUGGAAUUAUGGAAAAUGACAGAUGGCGAGACCUGGAUAGAAAAUGCCCUCUUCAGAUUGACCAGCCGAGCGCCAGCAUCUGGGAAUGUCUGCCUGAAAAGUGUCAGGAUGGCUCCCUGUGGCACCAGGAGACGGUGACUGCCUGUGCAGUGACCAGCCUAAUCAAAGACCUCAGCAUAAGCGACCAGAACGGGAACCCCUCAGCUCCUCCCAGCAAGCGCCAAUGCCGGUCACUAUCCUUCUCUGAUGAGAUGUCCAGUUGCCGGACGUCAUGGCGGCCCUUGGGGUCCAAAGUCUGGACUCCUGUGGAGAAGAGAAGAUGCUACAGCGGGGGCAGCGUCCAGCGCUACUCCAAUGGUGUCAGCCCCAUGCAGCGGAGCUCUAGCUUCAGCCUCCCUGCCCGGGCCAAUGGGCUCUCCUCACCUUGCCACCAGUCAAGCCUGCACCACCAAUUUGGGGGACAGCCCUGCCAAGGAGCACCAGGCUCAGCCCCCUGUGGACAGGCGGGAGAUGCCUGGAGCCCAGACCCACACCCUGUGGGAGGGGGCCGACUAGACCUGCAGCGGUCCCUCUCUUGCUCACACGAGCAGUUUUCCUUCCCAGAAUACUGUCCCCCCUCAGCCAACAGCACACCUGCCUCAACGCCAGAGCUGGCAAGACGCUCCAGUGGGCUUGCUCGCAGCCGCUCCCAGCCGUGUGUCCUUAAUGACAAGAAGAUCGGUGUGAAACGGCGGCGUCCGGACGAAGUGCAGGAGCAAAGACCUUCUCUAGACCUUGCCAAGAUGGCACAGAACUGUCAGACCUUCAGCAGCCUCAGCUGCCUGAGCAUGGGGGUAGAAGACCGCAGCUCCCAGAGCCCGUUUGCCCUUGUCAGCAGCACCAGAUCCUGGACGGCAUUGCUCUCAGCCUCCAGCCCAGGGGGCAGAACCCCUGCUGGGACCCCAGUUCCUGAGCCUCUUCCCCACUCCUCUGAUGACCACUUCACCUGCCAGGAGGACCUCUCCUGUGAGGAGUCGGAUGGCUGCAGUCUAGACGAGGAUUGCUGCAGGAAAGGGGAGCCGGCCACAACCUGGCGGGACCGUGGAGCCUACACGAACAGCCUCUGCUCUCUGGACGGCGAGCUGGACAUUGAGCAGAUAGAGAACAACUGAGGAGGGGCUGAGGGGUCAGGGCUGGGGCGGGGGGGCUUGGCAAUGGAUGGGCCUUCCUCCAGGCCUUACGUGGUCACUCCAGGGGGAUCCUGGCUCCUGGGUCCGGCAAAAGCUCCCCAAAAGGAGCCCGCCCACUUCCCAGGGAAGAGCCAUCACCCUGCAGUGCCCAAAUCUGUGAAGGCAACCUAGCCACACCUCACAGGCAACAGCUGGCCCCCCACCAGUUCCAUGGAACUACUGUAGCCCAAGAACAGGAUUCUGGUUUGGUCUCCUCCUCUUUGUUUCUUAUGGAGUGCUGGGUAGCCAUUCUCCAGUAAGGCUGGGCCAGCUGCAUUCCUCAAGUAGGGUGCCAGGGGCCUGAUCCCCCAUGGCCUCGCUCAGGUUCCUUCUGGGGAGUUACCCAAAGCCUCAUUUAUUUAGUUUACUCCGUGCCUUCUCUCCCAGGUCUCCCUGCCCCAGGCUUGGGAAGGUUCGGGAGACACCUCUUGUGUGACAGCAGACCGUGUGGCCUUAAUCCAUUUGGGGCACUGGCAGGGAUUCUGGGAUAAUCCAUGUCCCAUUUUUCGGGACCAGGGGAAAGGUCAGGGCUGACCAGAGGCCAUCCAUACUGGGUAGGAAUUUGGUGGUUGUGUUGACUGAAAGAUGGGCUCAUCAGUUCUCCCAUGGCACCAAGAAUCACCCACACCCCUGCCACCUCAGGGGCUACCUUCGGCAGCCUUCCUCCUGUCCCCAGUUCCUGGGGGCUGAGCUCAGUGGAGUCAGCUGAGUAUAGAGAUGUCAGUGACAAGAUGACUUCUUCAUAGUGUCCUCAGGAACUACAGGCAGGUGUAGGAGUCUCAGCCGUGUGUACAUUCCUGGGCAGAGGGAUGUCUGCUGUCUGGCCACUUUGCAGGCUCCCCUCUGUAGCAGCCUGUGGUGGGGGCCUGCAAACCUCCGCAGCAUUCAUUCCCUGUGCACUGGUGCUUGUUCACUGACACUGCUGGCUUUAAUGAAAGCAUACUGCCAUCGUCUUCGAGACAGCCUCCUCCCAGUCUACUGACGUGAGCCUAGCCCUAAGGUUCUUCUCUGCAGGCCCAGCCAUAGCAUGGCUUGAAUCACACUCCCCCUUGCAGCUCCCCACUCCCAGCAUAAUUCCCAGAGGGCAUCCGUUCAGGCAGCUCUUCCCCCCCAGUCUUCCCUGCAGACAUGCUACAGGCUCUGCACUCUGGGACUCUGGCUUUUAGCAAACUUGGCAUCUUCUGCAGACAAUAGCAAGUGGGCCGGCUUACACAAGUGGCUUGUUUUCCCAUAAGGCUAAAAAUAACUGGUGCAUUCUCUUGAUUUCUCAGACAUGUGAUCUAGGCACUUUGUAGUCACUCUGCUGUGCCUACCCAUGGUUCCAUGGUUGAGACCAAAUGGUUGUUACCUUUCUCUUAAAGAAAGACCUUGAUGGGAACCUUUUGUUUAAACUUUUAAUUUGUCAGUUCACCAGAAGGACAAAGGCUCACGUUCUGAUGUCUAGGCAAUGUUUCUUUAAAAUCAGACUCAAAGGUACAAGAAGCCCCUCCUAUAGCCCAAGUUAGGCAGCAUGAUGGGCACAUGUGGUGACAGUGGGGGACCAGCUAGCCUCCGGGGCCCUGGAAAGCCAAAGUAGAAAGCUGUCGAAGGCAUGACAUGGGAGCCCUGCCUGGUGGGUCAUGGAGGAAGGUAGUUGAGAGGACAUGGGACACACACACCAGGGCUGUGUUUCUCGGGCCAUAGCGAGAGGUUCUGGCAUUUGGAGUAGAUUCACAGUCCCUAAAGCCACCCCUCCUGAGGAAGACAGAGGCUGGGUCUCGGCCCCUGGUCCGCCUCACACAGUCUGCUAAGCACAGUUAAGCAUAGCACAGUUGCCAGCUGCCUCCUGUGAACUGGGACCAGAAGCUCUGGUGGCAGGUGUGUGUCUUAAGGCUUUUUGUGUGGAUGACUUGUCCUUUUAGACUAUCUCCCUUAAGCCUGGUGGCUUAAGGACAAACAGGAACUUGCUGAAUGACAGCUUCAUCCUUCCUUCCUGUCUCUAGGGCACUGUUCCCUGGGCAGAAAUGCUUCAAAUCUGGGGUAGGACUUGGCUUUUUGCAGCUUCCUCAGGCUCUUCUUGACUGUCCCUGUAUCCCCAAGGCCUCAGUCCAAGCUCCCAGCAAAAGCAGCCAGAGAAGAGGGCAGUAGCUUUUCUGCUUAAAGAAAGAGUGUCGUCAUUUGCUCUCUGGUGUUCUUCUCGUCGAGCAAAGCAGGUCUUGUGUAGGAGGUACCCAUUCAUCUUUCAGCGGUCAUGCUAUCCAGACAGACCCAUCCAUCUGUCCCACUCACUGGCCCCAAGACCUCUAUUCUUGGAUCUCCUGGAGGAAGGUUUACCUGGGAGGUUCCCUCUGGCUCCUAUGUACUUGGCACCACGGGCAGCAGGCAGCCUGGCUCAGCCCACAGCACGGUGGCUUCAGCGAUUGCCAGCCUCGGUGUAGGCAACAGCAGAAGCCUCAUGCUCCUCAGCCUGCCUGGGAGUGCCAUUUCCCUGGAGAAGCAGAGGUGUGCUCGGCCUCCCGCUUGCCUAGGGGGAGGUGUGACUAGAGGUCUAGAGCAAGGCGUGACUCCACCAAAGCCAACAGGGAAGUGGGCCUUCUAGCACAUUGCAUCCUACUCUAGAAGCCACUGAACUGACAGGAGUUGCUCUCUGCGGGGUACCUGACCUGAGUUCAGGGUAUCGGCCCAGACAGUUUACACGACUGCCCCACUCUUGCCUUACUCAUGGGUGGUGAUGGUAGAACCUGGCCAGCACCCCCGGGCUCCCCCAUGUUCAGGUCCAGGAACCUUGUUCUGCCCACACGUGCAGAUGUACAUGCUCAGAAAGCCUUACUUUAAUUUUUUUUUUUUUUUGUAGCAGGAAAAGUUUUUUAAGAUUUGUAUGCAGAAAGAAAAGUUAAAUAAAAGAAAGGUCUACAUUAAACAGGAAACGCCCCCUCCUGGCUUCUAGGUGGGUCUCCUCUGCAGACCGUUGGGCAUGUUUUCAUGUUCAUUCAGGCAAGGUUCACAGCAGUUAGAACUCAGCCCUGGAUCCUGUACCCCAUUCCCACUGAUGUGGUUAAAGUUACUUGAAUGAUGGCCACUAAAAUGUAAGUCAGGUGCCAGGGCUCAGGGACGCUCUGCCCCUGCAGCAGACGAUGCUGCCUCUUGCCAACGUCUAUGCUGCUGGUCAGACCUCUCCCCCAGUGCCAGGCCCCUUGAGGAGGAAGAGAAAGAUAUUUUCAAGUUGCAGACUGAUGGAGCUCCUGUAGCCUGAGUAGGAUAGCCUGACCUCCUGGCAUAGUCUCAUUGGCAAACGGAUCGCAUUGUCAGUGCUGGGGGACGCCCAGGGGUCAGGGACAGACGGGCCCACAGGCCAUGCUAGGGCCACGUGUGCUGUCCCAGUCAGGCAGCAGCGCUGGUACUGUUUCAGGCAGUGUGGUAACUGGUGUGGCGGGUCAGGCCCCCGCCAGGGCGGCAGUUCGUGGGCUGCCCACGUUGGGUCCUUUCAUAGCACCACGUACCGCUGCCUGCCCUCCCCCAGAGGCCAUGACUGUCUUGCACUACAGCCGCUCUAGUCUCAGGAAUUUGCUUGUUACUUUUACUGUGUAAAUAAAGCUUCCUGGUUCAACACCCGGC